This is a messenger RNA of Penaeus indicus, 943 nucleotides long. RefSeq names its product protein dpy-30 homolog. The coding region runs from base 235 to 516 and encodes 93 amino acids. Lineage: Eukaryota; Metazoa; Arthropoda; Malacostraca; Decapoda; Penaeidae. The transcript is spliced from 4 exons. The record is from RefSeq and is a predicted model, not a curated record.
AAUUUUUUUUUCAGAAAUCUCCAAUAGUUUUGUGGUUUUAAGUGUUACAAGGACCGGUCUCAGGAAUGUAACUUCGUGAGAUUUGUAUCAUGUAUUUGGUUUCUCUGAAAGCUGAGUCGGUCCUGAUCACGAGAGGGUUAAUAUUACCGAGAGCGACGUAAAGAGAUAGUGGGAAAUGGACCAUGAAAUCUUGUAGAGCAUAAGAAAUAGAGUCAUAAACAACACAGGAACGAAAUGGAUUCGGAAGCAGAGUCGUCAGAUGUUGUAAGUGACUCCGUUGAGAAGGCCAGUGGCAGUGUUGGAGAGAGUAAUGGAGAGUCUUCAGCAAAGAGGCCCAGAGUAGACAUUAAUUCUUUACCAACUCGGCAGUACCUAGACCAAACUGUAGUGCCGAUCCUCCUGCAGGCAGUUACGCAACUCAAUAAGGAAAGACCUGGAGAUCCUAUAGAAUGGUUGGCAAACUACCUCCUAAAGAAUAAACCGCAGUUUACUAAUGGCAACUCCAACAGCUCGUAAGAAAGUACAAAAUCAUGUGAUUGAAGUAUUGCAGAGCAGGAGGCGGCCCCUAGUUCAAAAAACAACUACCUAACAUUAACGUAUUUACUUGGAUAACAGUUUCUACAGACUCAUUGCUGCCUUACAAAAAAAAAACUCCAGAACAAUCGAUAAAGCAAAGAGUAUUAUUGCCCCCUAGGAAAAGUGAUGGUCUGGGGGGAAUAUGUAUCAUGGGGAGAACUCUCAUUGCUUGGGUUUUGCCAGGCGACAGAGGUUAAUGCUGCUUUCAGAAACGGCUACUUUAUCCCCUUGAGAAGCCUCACUUAGGACUGCCAUUAAGUUAAUAACUUAUUGUGUGUUUACUUGUUAAGGUGUUUUGCAGUUUUGUUUAGAAACCCUUUUCUUCAUUUCAUUUGUCACUUAUUCUCACUUUUUUUUUUUUUUUUUU